Linum tenue is the source of this 1330-nucleotide messenger RNA. Lineage: Eukaryota; Viridiplantae; Streptophyta; Magnoliopsida; Malpighiales; Linaceae. The record is from the annotation of a GenBank genome assembly.
CUUCAUCCACCCUCCCAUCCCGUCCCAAAGCAAUUAAAACAAAACACACGAUGGGUUACCACUUCUCCAAAAUCAAUCAGAAAAGCCUGGUCUCUGUGGCAAUCUUCUCCACCCUCGCCGUGGGAAUCCUUUACCUCCGCGUUUGGCCUUCUUCUCCCUCCUCCGAUCGCGAUUCUUUGCUCCUCUCCACUAUCAACAACGUCACCGUUAGGGACGAGCUGGACGUGGCGCUGGAAAGAGCUUCUUCCACGGUCAACGACAAGACGGUGGUGAUCGUGGUGAUCAACAGGGCCUACGUGGAGCCGGCGCGUGGAACGAGGGAUGCGACGACGAUGCUGGAUAAUUUCCUGGAAGGGUUUUGGGUGGGCCAAGGGACGAGGGAGCUGGUCGGGAUGCUGCUUGUGGUCGCCGUCGAUCAACCAGCUUACGACCGGUGUGUGUUCAUGCGCCUCAACUGCUACAAGAUGGAGGCGGCGGGAGAGGCUGACGAUCACGCCGCCGGCGGCGAGAAGCUCUACAUGUCCGCUGGUUUCAUCGACAUGAUGUGGCGCCGGACGUUUCUUCUCCUCGAGGUCCUCAAACGCGGCUACAGCUUCAUAUUUACGGACGCUGACGUGGUGUGGCUAAGGAACCCAUUCCCAAUCCUUAUAGGCAAAAACAAGAGCGAGACGACAGAAGAUUUCCAAAUCAGCACCGACGUGUAUAACGGGGACCCACACUCCCCCGAACACCUCAUCAACACAGGAUUCUACUACGUCAGAUCCAACAACCAAACCAUAAGAAUGUUCGAGUCGUGGUACGGUCGGCGGGACAACUCGUCGAAAAAGGAGCAGGACGUGCUGCUAGAGAUGUCGAGGGGCGGCGUGCUGACGUCGGAGCUAGGUGUGAGGACGAGGUAUCUGGACACCGCCUGGUUCAGCGGCUUCUGCUCCGACAUCAAGGAUGUCGGGCAGGUGGUCACAGUCCACGCCAACUGCUGUCGAAGCAUUAUUGCCAAGGUCAAGGAUUUGAAGGUGGUCAUCGGGGAUUGGAAGCGGUGGAAGAUGCUGGCUGCUCACUGGAAGGCCACCGGGAGGCGGAGAGCUAUUCCUUUCCGAUGGACGGGGCAUUUUGGGUGUUGGAACUCUUGGAAUAAUCAUAACGUCACCACCCAAUAAUGAUUACUCAAACGCUCAACAGUUUUAUUUUUUCUUCUUUCCUUUUUUUUUUUUUUUUUGGUUCAUUGAGUGGUAUUUUGCUGACAAACUGUUACGUUUCCCUACAAUUAUAAAAGCAUUUAGCUGCUCAUGUGGAAAAGCAAACUCAUACCAUGCAAUCCAUGCUUUCAAGU